Molecule: messenger RNA, 1659 nt
Organism: Puccinia triticina
Lineage: Eukaryota; Fungi; Basidiomycota; Pucciniomycetes; Pucciniales; Pucciniaceae
Exons: 3
Coding region: 1-1659 (552 amino acids)
Source: RefSeq, a predicted model, not a curated record
AUGCGUCUUACUACAUCCGGACAUCUUCGGUUGUACUACCUGGCCAGUCAAUGUCUAAUCUUGCAAGCCGCCCUUUUCGACAGCACCAAGCAUGACCCAGUACCCAAUGUUGAAGAAAUUGGACAAGCUUUUCAGUCUCCCCAAAUGACCAUCUCCUCGCGGUCCGAUGGCACAAGGAGCAGUCAGGUCCAAUCUAAUGGGCCAAAAAUUACGAACCAGGAUGGCAGUCUCGCUGAUGUCGAUCGGAACUUGCCCCAUAGCCCUGGCGAGGCACGCAGAUCACGUCCAGGCCCUGGGGGUCGAUCCAAGUUGCUCGAAAAGUGGCCAGACAGGGUCCAGAAAUUCAAGUCAUACUUCAAAAGAGUCAAGUCGGAGUAUAGGAGCCUGAUCCGGUCAGCCAAGGAUUUCCUAAACCUAUUCGAGCGGUACAAAGAUGUAGCAAUCUUCUCGGAGAUAGAUCAUCUGAAAGAGAUCAUUGGAGAGGCGCAUGAUUACUAUAAACUCCUAGGCACUACGAAACAGAAGGAAUUUUGGAAUUUGUUCGAGAAAGAAGGAAAAUCUGAACGCGGCGCGCUUUUUCCCCGGCUGGCGAAGACUUCUACCUUCGGCCGAAAAGGAAAAGACGAUCUUGCCCAGGCUAUACUCGACAACGAGCCCAAAGUUCGUACUUCUAGGGCGAUGGCGGCCUUUGCCCUCGAAACCCUUGCUAGCAUCGAAAAAGGUAAAGCUAAAUACGACGAAGCCCUAGCGAGCUCGACCAAGUUGGUCGAAGAUUUUGUUCGGACGUUCGCAAACAAUCGAAAAGUCUCCGACGUAUCCCAAAGGAUUAGGCAUUGGAAAUCGAAGCAUCCAUCAGAAAUUCCAUCCUCAUUGCAACAUCCAUACCAGGUGGUCUUUGCCGAUCUCUUUGGCCCAGGUGAUAUAGCCAAGCCUGAGAAGGAUGAUUCUGAGGGUUUUCGGAGGUUCCAAAAGCUUUGGCAAGUUACCAACAAACAAAUGCUCGCGAUUUGGGAGGUAUCCACUCAGGCCAAGAAAAUGCUCGCCGAUCUCUACACGGCAGAGGAGAUUAACGCUCAGCGUGGUUCGUCACUCUGGAGAUUUUUAAGGCCAGCAGCUAAAUACAAGCAAGAAAUUGAGCAAUCGCAUAAACUACAGAGAGAAAUCCAUGAUAAAUUAUCCGAUGUCUUCGAAAACCCGAAAGAAUUAAAGAAGAAAAUGGCAGACAUAGCUGCUGCAAAGACUACUGAUGAAGAAUGGGCUGAUAAAUGCUUUAACAAUGUCCACUACCAUUUGCUGCCAUUCAUCGAUCCUCUGCGUGCUUGUCGGAGACACGAAGACUAUCCGGACAUAACACCUUUGCUUAAUGACUUCGGCAUCUCCUCCUCUAUCAGAGCCAUGAAGAGAUUGAUGGAAUUGAGCGAGGCACUGGUUCCACAUCUGAGGGUACUAUACAAGCAGCAGAUGAUUGCGCGGGACUUCCGGACAGAGCUCGAGGCUCGCUUGAACGGUGCAAGUCAAUACCGGCUAUGGAAUCAUCUAAAAAAAAUCGUCGAAAUUGAUAAAUCCUCAACUCCCAAGCGUCAAUCAUUGCACAGGUUCUUGCUAGAUGCCGCAAAGAGCUAUAUCUUGAGUUUUAUUAACAAAUUCAGGCGAAAGUGA